This is a messenger RNA of Nymphaea colorata (pocket water lily), 1595 nucleotides long. RefSeq names its product expansin-A4-like. Bases 124 to 897 code for a protein of 257 amino acids. The record is from RefSeq and is a predicted model, not a curated record. Lineage: Eukaryota; Viridiplantae; Streptophyta; Magnoliopsida; Nymphaeales; Nymphaeaceae. The transcript has 3 exons. Gene Ontology annotation, biological process: plant-type cell wall organization. Gene Ontology annotation, cellular component: extracellular region.
UCCUGCAAGUAUAAAUAGAGAGCCCCUCUUCCUCGUCUAACACAUGCAGACUCACCGCUCUUCUCCUUUCCUCUCCUUGUGAAGGUCAACUGACAUCUGUUCAUUGCUCAAGAAGCAGUUGCAAUGGCUGCUCUUAAUUACUUCACCUUACUUAGACCAGGUUCCUUGUUCCUCUUCUUUCUCUUGUUUACCUCUCGUCUAACUGGCUCCUAUGGAGACUAUGGGUGGCAGAGUGGCCAUGCCACCUUUUACGGAGGCGGUGAUGCAUCUGGAACCAUGGGGGGAGCAUGUGGCUAUGGCAACCUGUACAGCCAGGGCUAUGGCACACACACUGCUGCACUCAGCACUGCUCUUUUCAAUGAUGGUUUGAGCUGUGGUUCCUGUUAUGAGAUGAAGUGCAACGAUGACCCCAGGUGGUGCCUUCCCGGCACGAUCACGAUCACGGCGACGAACUUCUGCCCCCCGAACUACGUCUUGGCUAAUGACAACGGUGGCUGGUGCAACCCUCCCCUCCAGCACUUCGACAUGGCAGAACCUGCUUUCCUGCAAAUUGCACAGUACAAGGCAGGGAUUGUCCCAGUAGCAUUCAGAAGGGUGCCAUGCGUAAAGAAGGGAGGAAUAAGGUUCACCAUCAAUGGCCACUCCUACUUCAACCUGGUGCUCAUCACCAACGUCGCUGGUGCAGGGGACGUCCAUGCCGUCUCCAUAAAGGGGUCCAGAACGGGAUGGCAGACCAUGUCCAGGAAUUGGGGCCAGAACUGGCAGAGCAACUCCUACCUCAAUGGCCAGUCCCUCUCCCUCCGGGUCACCACCAGCGACGGCAAGACGGUCACCAGCUACAAUCUGGCGCCUGCAAAUUGGCAGUUUGGCCAGACCUUUGAGGGUGGUCAGUUUUGAGACUAGGUCUAAUUAACGACCUACUGCUCCGAUGGGCAGCCGAACUUUAAGAGGGUAGUCGAUUUUCUGACCAGUUUUCAGAAGGUUAUAGCAGCGGCUGGCCCUGCAGCUUCCUGAAGCAGAUGAUUGUGUUCCUCAUGGAGAAGAAAACUCUAACUUGUAGGCAAGACUACUAAGAGUCGUUUCAUGAAGUCUAGAUCGAAAGAUUGCAACUAACCUGACUUUUGUAUUAAAUCCUCUAUUUAGAAGGGGGAAAGAGCUGCAGGAUUUAGGCUACUGAGGCUGCAUCCUUGCACCCUCGUAGCCGAAAUUUGUAACAGGUAUAUAUUAUAUACCUAUGUGUCUUAUGGUUUUUUUUCAUAUAUAUUUUGUUCUUGUGGGUAGCAUUCUCAUCCAAUGAUGAGGGGAUAGUAUAAUAACUAAGAUCAAGUCUGUCAUCCUGCAACCUAAGCAUUUUUAUUGUACCGUUGUGGUAGUCACUGGUCAUGUGUCUCAUUGGAUACGUGUCCCCACUAAUUGACUUGGUCCUCUGCGAGUUCCUCUUUAGUGGAAAAGAAAGUUGGUUUAAUUGGUUUAGUGGAAAAGAAAGUUGGUUUAAUUGGUCUCAUUUCUAAUGUAAGACAGUUGUAUUGGUUGCAUCUUUAUGUGAUCGCUACAUGUGUUGGCAUCAAUAAAGCUUUGGAACUAUUGAUUCGAAA